Messenger RNA from Durio zibethinus, 745 nucleotides. The record is from RefSeq and is a predicted model, not a curated record. Lineage: Eukaryota; Viridiplantae; Streptophyta; Magnoliopsida; Malvales; Malvaceae.
CAGUCAAACCGGAUAUCUCCUUAUCCACUCCCAUUAGAAAAAAAAAAAAAAUCUUGCCAUCCACCUUAUUCAUUAAUGUCACCAAUCCAAACAACCCUUUUAACAUUUUGAUCGUUUUACUCUCCAUUCCUCGUACUAGGCUCUAAAAACCAGCAUCCAUCAAUACAAGAAAUGCAGGCAGCCUUGAGCUUUACACCUUCAGCCCUCUCCAUAGUUUCACCAACCAAAGCCUUGGCUCUGCCAUGGAAGUCCAUGCUAACAAUGCUCACUCCUCGAUGUUCCCCGAUCAAAGCAACACCUGUUCCUCAUGAAAGCUCAACGGUUGAUUAUAGCUCCAUGGCCUCUGUUUUUCCAGCUGAGGCAUGUGAGACAAUUGGAGGAGAAGCUUGCGAUGUGGUUAUGUACCCUGAAGUGAAGCUAAAGCCAGAAGCUGAAAUAAGCAGUAAGGAUAAGACUGCUUCAGAGCAGAUUGACAGAGAAUACUUAGAGUACAACAGUUCCAAGACGGUCUUCUUAGAAGAGGCUUGUGAUGAUCUUGGAGGAGAAUUCUGUGAGCCCAAGUAUCAGACAGGAGUUUACUAAUAACCAGAUAACCUGAAAAAAGGAACUGCAUAUAAAUAAAAGUGUGGAUCACCUUCUCUUUAAUAUUUGUAACUGAAUAAUUAGUGCCUUAUGUGUGUUGUGAACAUGACAUAAUUCUUGAAUAUUGAUCCUGAAUUUGAAGCUAAUUAUGAAAUUAUAUAUA